Molecule: messenger RNA, 3158 nt
Organism: Erinaceus europaeus (western European hedgehog)
Lineage: Eukaryota; Metazoa; Chordata; Mammalia; Eulipotyphla; Erinaceidae
Gene: CYTH3
Product: cytohesin 3
Exons: 13
Coding region: 178-1377 (399 amino acids)
Biological process (GO): regulation of ARF protein signal transduction
Molecular function (GO): guanyl-nucleotide exchange factor activity
Source: RefSeq, a predicted model, not a curated record
CCGCCCUCGGUCCUGCCCCGCGCUCACGUGACAGCGCGCCGAGCUCCCCCGCCCGCCUACAGCGGAGGGAGGAGGCCGGGCCGAGCCGGCGCCGCUGCAGGAGCCGCCCGCCCCGCGCCCCCACGGCGGCGCCCCAGCGGCCCCAGCCGGGCUCGCCGGCCCCGAAGCGGCCUCAGGAUGGACGAAGACGGCGGCGGCGGCGAGGGCGGCGUGCCCGAGGACCUGUCCCUGGAGGAGAGGGAGGAGCUGCUGGACAUCCGCCGCAGGAAGAAGGAGCUCAUUGAUGACAUCGAGAGGCUGAAGUGUGAGAUUGCGGAGGUGAUGACGGAGAUCGACAGCUUGACCUCAGUGGAGGAGAGCAAGACGACACAGCGGAACAAGCAGGUCGCCAUGGGCAGGAAGAAGUUCAACAUGGACCCCAAGAAGGGAAUUCAGUUCCUCAUCGAGAACGACCUUCUGCAGAGCUCCCCAGAGGACGUGGCCCAGUUCCUGUACAAGGGCGAGGGCCUGAACAAAACAGUCAUCGGGGACUACCUUGGCGAGCGGGAUGAGUUUAACAUCAAAGUCCUCCAGGCCUUCGUGGAGCUUCAUGAAUUUGCUGACCUCAACCUUGUCCAAGCCUUACGGCAGUUCCUCUGGAGCUUCCGGUUGCCUGGGGAGGCGCAGAAGAUCGACCGCAUGAUGGAGGCCUUCGCUGCACGCUACUGCCUGUGCAACCCCGGCGUCUUCCAGUCCACGGACACCUGCUACGUGCUGUCCUUUGCGGUCAUCAUGCUCAACACCAGCCUGCACAAUCACAACGUGCGCGACAAGCCCACGGCCGAGCGCUUCAUCAGCAUGAACCGUGGCAUCAACGAGGGCGGUGACCUCCCUGAGGAGCUGCUGCGGAACCUGUACGAGAGCAUCAAGAAUGAGCCCUUCAAGAUCCCCGAGGACGACGGCAAUGACCUGACGCACACUUUCUUCAACCCCGACCGCGAGGGCUGGCUGCUCAAGCUGGGGGGCCGCGUGAAGACCUGGAAACGGCGGUGGUUCAUCCUGACUGACAACUGCCUUUACUACUUCGAGUACACCACAGACAAGGAGCCCCGGGGCAUUAUCCCGCUGGAGAACCUCAGCAUCAGGGAGGUGGAGGACCCGCGGAAGCCGAACUGCUUUGAGCUCUACAACCCCAGCCACAAGGGCCAGGUCAUCAAGGCCUGCAAGACAGAGGCGGAUGGCCGAGUGGUGGAGGGCAACCACAUUGUGUACCGCAUCUCUGCGCCCAGCCCUGAGGAGAAGGAGGAGUGGAUGGAGUCCAUCAGGGCCAGCAUCAGCCGGGACCCUUUCUACGACAUGCUGGCCACACGCAAGCGCAGGGUUGCCAACAAGAAGUAGAGCAGCUGCCCCGCAGCUCCAGGGCAGACUGGGGGCCAUUCCAGAAGGUUGGAGGCUGGAAUUACGCGGCGGCCCAGAGGAAAGUGAGUCCCCGGAGCCCCUGUGCUGGGUCCUGAGGAUGCCCAUCGCGCGGGGAGGCCCCGGCCCCUUCCAGAAGCUUCCGCCAGCAGCUAUGUCUGCUAGAGUGGCAGCUGGGGGACUCAGCCUGGCGGUGGUGUCACUGUAUCGUGGAAGCCACUGUUUCUCUUCAGAACAGGGAAGAAAGAGCUCCACCACUUUUCUAUCCAGUUUUUUUCCUCAGAUAUAUAGGAUUAUAGCUUUUAUAUGCCUUUUUGUAUUCCAAGAGUAUAACAGAAGAUCCUUUCUAACAGUAGUAUUUUUAGAAUGGCAGCUACGUCAGAGUCCUGGGCCCAAGCGUGUGCUUACUGUGCACUGAGGAAGCAACACCCAGGGGCACCCAGGCCCCCUGCCCUGCGACUGUGGGAUCGUGGGGUGCCUCCUGCCAGUCCCCCUGGGGUCUCACACCCUGGCCUGUGGCAGGUCCUGGGAGCCCCGCAGUUCAGCCAGAUGUAGGGUGCAGACAGGCUUUGGACGUGUCUUCUCUGCUGAAGGUGCAGACCCACUUGUGAGACCGGAUGUGUCUGUGUGAUUGUGUGUGUGAUUGUGCGUGUGGACAGAAUCCGGGUGACUAGCAAGUGCAGCCUUGGCAAGCGAGGCCUCCUGCCCUGCGCCCAGCUAUUCAGCCUGAGGGAAGAGGGCAGCACAACUGGGUGGAGGAGCUUCUGGCAACCACACUUUAGAUCUGCCGCCAGGACCUCCUUGCUCCCCACAGGGCUGUUUGCGUGUGUAGGGUUCUCUUCCCCACCCUGCUGGCUACAGAGCCCCCCUCACCCUCCCAUCCUGUCCCAUGGGCGUUUCUGUAGCAGAAGUGACUCCUGCUGCAUGGCCUUGGUGCCAAGAUGGGAGGGUGAAGCCUUUGGCCUGGGUGCCGCCACGCCCGACCUCGCCAUAGCUUUAAGUCACCCGAGACAGCGGAGGGGCUGAGCCCUGGACUGUCCCCCCUGCAGCUUCCAGGCUUUGCUGCUGCACUGAUACCUCAGACUUGAAUCCUUAGUCCCUAAAAGGUGAGUCAGCGUGCCUGGCUGCCACAUAUGCAAGUCCUGCCCCAGUCUUCCCUGGACCACCAGACCAAACACUGCUCGAGACCCUCCAGCACCCAGAUCAAUGUCCCCCGAGUGGAACCCAAGGGCUUUCUGUGUCUGGGUUUGGGAGAGGCAGGAGUCUCCCUGGCCGCAGCGGUGCUUCUUAGAACCUGUCACUUGUCGUCAAGAGUUCCCGUGUGUCCGCAGACAUGUUUUGUCACAACAGUAUUACCCUGGCGUGAUCCCAUGAGGCCGGGCAGGGGCGGGGUGCAGCUGAACGUCAAUGUGCUCUGUGCUCAUGUCCACCCCCCGCCCAUCGCACGCUCAGUGCUGCCCUCGAUGUCUGAGCAGGACGGUGGGUGCUGUGUCCCUUGAGGUCUGUCUGGGUCAGAAACCACACCUUGUGAUUUCUUGUUUUAUUAUUUUUGCCCUUAGGAGACAUUCCUAUUUACAGUAAAUAUUUGUGUACAUAGUGUACAGAUCUGGAGUGUCCUUCAGUGUAUAUACUCCCAUAACCUGCACGAACAAGUAAAUGCCGUGUCUGUUGAUAUUUUGUUGUAAAGUGAGCAGCUGUCACUUGCGGCUGUGGGGGUCACAGGUCCCGUGAUCACUGAAUAAAAAGCAAGCGUGUGAAGGCUC